GCUAAAGGUGCAGAUCAGACACCAGAUCAUCAGGGAGGAAAGACGACGGAAAGAGAAACGAAGUGAGGGAAGAAGUCUUCAGAGAUGGUUGGUUAGCAGAGUCGCCUCAUGUGGAUCAGACACUCAAGGAGUACACAACUCAUUCUACAUCCAUCCAUCCCUCCAGUCGCAGUUUGUUCUCAGGUGUAGAUGAAACAUGAACAGCUCCUGGCUUUUCCUGGUUAUGGUGGUUGCCAUUUUUGUCUCGAUGGUGCUCCUGGCUGUCGUCUGUCUGGACUGCAGAACAAAUGGCCCACCGGUCUCCAUCAGCCAAGGAAAUGCGUCAGAUGAAUACAUGCCAUCCACUAAUUUCAGAGUGAUCCAUCCAUACCAGCCGAGCAUUGAUACGAACUCCAUCCACCCUUCAUCCAACCUGCUGUCACCUUUCUCACCUUCAACUGAUCCUGGAACUCAGAGGAGACAUCGAUCCUUCACCCCAACAGAAACUCAAAGUAAUCCAAGCUAUGAGAAUCCAGUUGAUGGACCCGAUUACAUAAACACUGAGAGUGAUCAAGAAGACCCUGGAUACAUAAUUGUGUUGCCUGAAGGUGAAAAUCCUCUGACCAAUCAGAGCCGAGCUUCGACACCCAGUUCAGAUGUUCUACAUGAUUAUGAGAAUGUCCCAGAGAAGAAAGAGGACAGAGAUUACCUGAAUGUUGAGCUGCUGCUCCUUCAACGAUCAACACCAGACUUGUCCGCUCAGAGCAGCAGCAGUAGUGACAAUGAUGACGAUGACGAUGAUGAUGAUGAUGAUGAGGGGAACUACGUCAAUCAGCCACCGAUGCUUCCCUGCUAGCCCAGUGCAUGAUGGGGCACAGACUGACCGUCCACAUCUUUCACCCUCUUCAUUUUCCUGAAGAUGACGAUGACUUUCACUUGAGAACAGAUCACCUUUUCGUUCUCAGUUCCUGACGACAGCUGAGGGUACUCGUCUUACACAGACAGGAUUUGUCUGUUUGAGGAUCCGUGGGGGUCUCAAUUUUCAUCAGACGUCUGACAGCAGGAGCACUGCUGUAGAUCCAGACACUUCUAAUUGUGUCUGCAUGGAGGCAGAAUUAUGUAAACACACGGUUUAAUCAGGAUUUUAAAGCCAUGUGUGCAAGUGGUUGUACUUUCAUAAUCUCCCAAACCAACCCUCUAUAGAAGCCCUAUUCACACAUGCCCUAAACUAUUGGAAUAUUGUUGCACGUUCGAAUGCAGAUAGCAUCAUUUUUCAUCUCAAUUGUUUGGAACUUUUUCCUCCAUCGUAAAAUUUGCUCAAGAAAGUGGGGCAAGCUGAUGAACGCAGCCGGAUAUCAACUGGCCGUGAUGAUGCACACAUGGUCCCCAACCGAUGUGGUCUUCUGAAGCUUAUUGAAGCCGCUUCAUUUUCUUCCUGCUCACCAGCAUGUUUCAUUCCCAUUCUGUCUUUGACACUGUGAAUACGUCCAAUUAAACAUAGCAUUCGCGCAACUCAGGAGAGAUUUCUAAGGGUAGGCCGUCCUUUAACUUUAUUGAAAUCUUCCUGAGUGCAUGUGUGAAAAGGGCUAGAGUGAGACCUGGCCUAAUUCUUUAGUUUUUACCCUCAAAUUUAGCAAAAAGGUAUGGUUUAAAAAUAUUAGUGUCAACUUAGACAGAGAGUUAGCCUGUUACUGAACACUAAAUUUAAAUCCAUAAUCAUCCUAACAACAGUUGAGUCCAGUCCACAAACCGCCAACAUUGUAGUUCCUUCUGAUGUCGUUUACAGUCAAUCUCUCACCAGGAAUCAGUCCAACAAAUUUUACUUUUGCAGAAUUGUUUCAUUAUUAUUUUUUAUCUAAUAUGUAGAAUUCUUUAUUUUUUUUAAUCCUGUUAUCCUCUGUAUCUUUUUUUGUACCAUGUUUAAUACUUUGAUUUUACUGACAACUCCUGAGAAUGUCUACAACUUACAUUUUUUACAGUGUAUUUAUGAGUCGAUGAUGUCAUAUUCGCAUGUCUCUUUUUUAUUUUUAAAGUUACUUCAAUUCAAUUAAAUCUUAACAAAGCUGAAGACAA
Labrus mixtus (cuckoo wrasse) is the source of this 2052-nucleotide messenger RNA. RefSeq lists its product as uncharacterized. The coding region runs from base 197 to 835 and encodes 212 amino acids. The record is from RefSeq and is a predicted model, not a curated record. The transcript has 13 exons. NCBI's taxonomy places the organism in Eukaryota, Metazoa, Chordata, Actinopteri, Labriformes, Labridae.